Molecule: messenger RNA, 2600 nt
Organism: Thamnophis elegans (Western terrestrial garter snake)
Lineage: Eukaryota; Metazoa; Chordata; Lepidosauria; Squamata; Natricidae
Gene: GNG3
Product: G protein subunit gamma 3
Exons: 2
Coding region: 523-750 (75 amino acids)
Biological process (GO): G protein-coupled receptor signaling pathway
Cellular component (GO): heterotrimeric G-protein complex
Molecular function (GO): G-protein beta-subunit binding
Source: RefSeq, a predicted model, not a curated record
GGGGUUGGGCUAGAUGACCUCCAAGGUCCCUUCCAAUCCUGGUAUCCUGUUGUAAUUGAGAGAUCUCUUGCAAGAGCAACCCCCAAAGAACAAAAUCCUUAAAAACAAAAAUAUAAAUUUCCCAGGCAGAGCUGGGCCAAAAGUUUUACUACUAAACCAUCCUGUCUUAAUGACAUGAUGGAAGUUGUCCUCCAGAUGUUCAAGCAGGUUAUUAACACAAGGAUUUCUACUUGGGUUAACUCCCUCUUUAAGAAAACUUGACCAUGGGGGCGCAAACCUAUUGACGUCCACUAGGUGGAGCAAUGCAGUACUGUGCCGGUUUUGGAAUGGCCUGGGCGCCCUCCAGUGGCCGCCUGGAAUACUGCAACUUAGCCCUAAACUUAAGAUCCAGCAAAUUCUACUUCUAGCAAAGUCGCUUGCAAGGACAAGUUAGGGCUCGUUUUGAAGGACGCCCUUCAACGUCUCCAUUAACGGCCUUUGGGUGGUCUUUCCCCCCUCUCGGAUGUCCUCCGCAGGCUCUUCAUGAAGGGCGAAACCCCCGUCAACAGCACAAUGAGCAUCGGUCAGGCUCGCAAAAUGGUGGAGCAGCUGAAGAUUGAGGCCAGCAUGUGCAGAAUAAAGGUGUCGAAAGCGGCCGCCGACUUGAUGACCUACUGCGAUGCCCACAUCUGCGAGGACCCCCUCAUUAGCCCAGUGCCCACCUCGGAAAACCCCUUCCGGGAAAAGAAAUUCUUCUGCGCUCUGCUUUGAACUAUUUUUGCUCCCACCUACCCAUAUCUGCCCCUUAUCCCCUUUCCUUCAUACACACACACACUCACACACACACUUUAUACUCAUCAAUCUGUAUGGAGUUGGGUUAUUGCAGGAUUCUAGGCCUCCAAGCUCCUAUCACCGGGGGUAGAAAAAAAAAAGGGGAGGGGAUUUGUCUUCAUAGCAGAUCUAUUUUCUCCUGCAGAGACCCCCCCAAUCCUAUUUUCCACAAAGCUUCCAAACUCAGGAAGCAGAAAUAAUGCAGAGCAUUGAUACGAAAGCAACAGCCUCAUUUCCCCAAAUGUGGGGAUCUGUGGUUUGCUUAGGGGGUGGGGGAGUAAAUCAGGGUACCCAAGUACCCUCCCCCAAUUAGAUCAAACAGCCAGCGACCCUGGGAUCUAACCGAGGGCGUUUCGUUCCAGCAUUGUUCCCACCAACUUCACCAUGGUUAAAAGUUGAGCUCCGAAUGGAAGUUAAGCGAAGCCAGCCCUUUCCUCUUCCUCUUCCUCCUCUUCCUCCCCUGCCCCACAGGUCUUUCCCCCCCCCACCUCCUCCCGCCCCCAGGAAGGGCAGAAGGUUUCCACGACAAGCCGAUGGUUCUUCUCACCACUUCUCACCCCCCCGUUCUGUACGUCAGAAAGCACGGAAUGUUAAUAAAAUUUAGUCCGUUCUUGCCGAUUGUGAGUGGUUGAGCUACAGAAUUCGUGCGGGAGAACAGGGUGGGGAAAAUAGAGGAUUUGCUCGUAAAAGAACCCCGAACAAGAGAUCUCUGGAUUCACAACCUCCCGGAUCAUCCUCAGGGAUCAAUCAAAAUGGCUGCGCGCACGCACGCAUCCGUGUGGGUGUGGAACAGGUAGUCUUCAACUUACAACCAAACCAUUCGUUUAACGACCGAAGUUAAAAGGGGAAAGCUGGACUCGCUUAACAAACGCCCGAUUUGUUUCCAACGGCCGCCAUGAAAAUAUGUCGUAAAACGGCAUCCGACUUAACGACAUCCAUGACUUUUACGACGGAAAUUUUGCCCCCCGUUACGAUUGUAAGUUGAGGACUAGCCGACGAUGUGCAAACCUGGGAAGAAAAAAAAUGAAAAAAGAACGGAGAUUUUUCUUUCCUUCUUUCACUAUUCCAACCGAUUUAUAAAAAUAAACCGUGAUUCUUUAUUGCUUUUUGGUGGCAGAUUUGCCGAGUGCCAGGAACAAAGAAACGACGUGAGAACAAGGUCGACGUAAGAUCAGGUUCUAAACCACUAAAGUUUUGCCUGUUUGGACCCAGUUAAGAGAGGUUUGUGUAAGUGGAAAUCUACAAAGCUUUAGCAUCCCAUCGGCUGGCGGGUUAAACGGCUGCUUCCCUUGUUAACCGACGGCAAUUAAAGAGGCUAGUCCUGAUUAAGGUCCCCAAGGGGAAAAAGAAACCACUAAAAUCUACAGGGAGUGCUUCCGUAAUUUAGCGAUUCCCCCCAAGGAAGGAGAUCUCCACAAUUAGAUUUAAACGUAGAAAGCGUGCUGAUUUUUUUUUUCUCUUUAAAAUGUAGAAAGCUAAAAAAAAUAAAAAUAAAACCGGGCGACGCGUCCAAACGUUUUCGACAGCACGAAACGUGGCAGGAACAAGGCCCGGGGAGUCCGCGACUUACGACGGAUCCCCUCCUUUGUGACCGUUUGAAAUUACGACGGACCUUUCCCACUCAGAAAGCUACUUACCGCCCGGUUCUAUACAGUAGAUACGAUGUGGAAACUACAGCUCCCAGCAUUCCUCACUGCCAGCCGACCCUUGGUGGAAUUGUAGUAGAGAACCGAAGGAAGGCCGCCAUUUUUGCGCCAGAGGACUACAAUUCCCAUGAACACCCCCCCCCC